AUGGCUAAAAUUGGUAUUUUUAUAACUUCUACGUUAGUAUUAGUUUAUUUAUUAAUUAGCGAUAUUGAGUGUCAUAAAAAUGACAAAACACUUUCAAAAUGCCACCUAAGUCCUAAAUCAAAUUGGUCCAGCGUUUUAAACGUUUUUAUCGAGAAUCUAAAUAAUGGAUCCAGGGAAGUGUGCAACAGUCCUCACCUUAUUGAAAACUGCUGCCCAAUCGCAGUAGUCGAACACGGCAUCUUAAAUGAAACACUAACUUAUUUCACCACAGAACGCCUCAUAAAUUAUGCUAAUCAGUAUGCUAAUUUGCACCUCUUAUUUGAUGCCUCCUUCCUCCAACUCUUAAACGUGACAAAAAUAAACCUCCAUCGAUACCUGCAAGCCUCUUACGGGCAUGGCUACCUCACUAACUCACAUUUCCUAAUCGAGCUAUUCUUAGGCAUAGAAAAUUACCACGUCGACAACAACCUAGUCGAUAAUGACAUCAGUCAGAUCGUACAUCGAUUCUUCGACAGCCUCAUUGAAAGCUUCUUAGAUUUGUACUACAGUGAUUUCAAGUAUUCAGAAGAUGACGACGAUCUCAACAAUAAAAACCUCAACAACAACAAAAACAAUAAUAAUGAUCCUGGUGAUGAUGAUGGUGACAAAAGUUAUAUGGCAUGUAUCAGGAGAGAGAUAAAAGAGAUAGGGCCAUUUGGCAAUGCUCCAACACUCCUAGCUAAUAAGUUGAAGAAGACGUUCGUGACGGUUAAAACAUUUUCGAGGUCGCUGAGAAAGAUAUCAGAAGCAUUCAGUGCCUUAAAGCGAGUAUAUAAGUGA
This is a messenger RNA of Helobdella robusta, 819 nucleotides long. RefSeq lists its product as hypothetical. The coding region runs from base 1 to 819 and encodes 272 amino acids. The transcript is spliced from 4 exons. Gene Ontology annotation, biological process: regulation of protein localization to membrane; regulation of signal transduction; cell migration. Gene Ontology annotation, cellular component: plasma membrane; extracellular region; cell surface. The record is from RefSeq and is a predicted model, not a curated record. NCBI's taxonomy places the organism in Eukaryota, Metazoa, Annelida, Clitellata, Rhynchobdellida, Glossiphoniidae.